UGCAUGGCCGAGUAUACUGGCCUUGGAGCCUCUCUUAUUACUCCUCAUCCUUUGCCUCCGUUGCCUCGUUUGAAAUCGUCAUCCACGACUUACUCUUCGCAAAGUCGAGUACUUGAACAAUACGAAGAGAUGAGGCCCUCGACGGAAGAGCCUCUUUUUCCAGCCUUUCGAAGCAAGUGCGAAGCGACCAACAUGAUCGUAGACUCCCUCCUGCCUGGCUGGCAAGCUUUAUUGAACGGGGGCCUUGCGUAACCUACGCACUUCUCUAUCACGCUCGUAUGAAUCUUCGGCCUUAGUUAUAGUUCUUCCUCUGCCCUCCUAGGAGUAAUUUGUCUGGUGGUUUGAAAAAGUUGGCCAAGGGAUCAUUUGAAUGUGGGUUCCGAACCGAAUGAGUCAAGUAGCUCUUCAAAGGCUAAGAUAUGGAUCCACAACGAAUAUGGAGUGGCUCUUGAUGCUUGUGUUGUGCCUGUGCUUCAGCAAUUCGGCUCAAAGUCGACUUCUCAAGUCUCUGGUGUUUCAAGAGAAUGGCAGCUCAUCUAGGGAAACGUACGCUGUUUUGGAGAAUCCACCUCUAGCAACCCAGGUUCAUCAUCUCAGUUUCUGCAUCAAGAUCUACUUGAAUCUAUUUAAACCUUCGAUUGCUUAUGUUUUCGAGAGUGGACCCAGGAUCUUCAACUCCACGGAAAAUUCCGAAGGCCAUGAAGAAUUCGAUUUGAUCUUGGCCAUUACCACCAAUGGGCCUUGGGUGGGCAUUAAGAACCACAAUUUUGUCACCAAAGGCAAGGUGCUCCCGUUGGAAUGGAACCACUUCUGCUUUGCUUAUGACGGGGAACACAAUUCCGCCGUAAUGGUUCAAAACGGACAAGUUAUUCUCAAUAUAACAAAUCAUGCCUCGUUUGACCGACAACCACUUACCCCAGAAUUCCUGGAGAAUUUGAUUCUGGGACAGAGACAAAUCUCAUUGCGGGAUCCUAUUCUGUCUUUUUCUGGCGAGAUCGCUGAGUUUAAUGUGUGGAACAGAACGCUAACAUUGAGGGAACAAAUACAGACCACGAGCAUCAAUAUUAACGGUCCCCUUCAUAAGGCAACAAGGCACUCCAAAUCAGAUCAUGGAGGUGACAGAGGGACCCUCAAGAGAAAUGGCAAGAAAAGAGAUCAUCUGCUUUUGGAUUGGAACACUCAAAGAUGGAAAUACUCUCAGGUUCAUGAGACUUACCAUGAUAUGGCGGACGAUCAUGGUUACACACUCGUUAUGUUUCCCGAGAGACGUACCUUUUCCAGUGCUAAAUUACUUUGCAAUGUCCUGAAUGGACGAAUUGCAGUGCCCAAAAACCAAGGAGAGAACAUUGAAUUACACCGCGUCUCAAUCGGCAACUUUUCGAUUUGCAACCGACGACAUUUGGAGUAUAUUUGGCUUGGGAUCACAGAUGGCGCCCUAGAAGGAACAUGGCAAAUGGAAAGUCAGGGACAAGAGAAGCUGACGACAUCUGUGGACCCUGAAUGGAACAUUCCUUGGGAACAGAGUCCAAAGGAACCAAACGGCGGGCCGAAGGAAAACUGUGGAGCAAUGAAGCGAGGACUCACUUGGCUGGACAUCCAGUGCUCGUAUCGGUUAUGUGCAGUGUGCAAUUUCUCGUCCACGGUCCAUGGGGGACAAUUCGUUCCCUCAAUUCCUGGGAGAGCGGAUCUCGGAGAAAUUCGAGACAAAACCGACCAUCUAGGAGAAGCUCAGAGCGAUAUCAAAUGGGAGGUGGAUCUCCCCAAUCAGUGGUCGGGAGCUGGUCCCGGGAACAGCGAGGCUGAUAAUGACCCAGUCACUCCACCUGCCCCCUCAUCUCCACCUCGUCUGAUGUUGAGAGGUCUUUGUGAAGAGUCCUCAUUUGACACUCACUACACGCUCGUGAGUGACAGAUUUGUGGAUGGCAGACACGCAUUUAGGGGUUACUUUGGCUCGGAGAUCCGUUGGAAUACAUCCAAAGGAUUUUGGAUUCUUAGCAGGAAAAUUGAAUCAGGAGAAGGAGAAAAAAAGGAGAACNCCCAGUCACUCCACCUGCCCCCUCAUCUCCACCUCGUCUGA
Molecule: messenger RNA, 2077 nt
Organism: Tigriopus californicus
Lineage: Eukaryota; Metazoa; Arthropoda; Copepoda; Harpacticoida; Harpacticidae
Exons: 7
Coding region: 371-2077 (568 amino acids)
Source: RefSeq, a predicted model, not a curated record